Messenger RNA from Pygocentrus nattereri (red-bellied piranha), 4523 nucleotides. It is a transcript of the gene sgpp1a, whose product is annotated as sphingosine-1-phosphate phosphatase 1. Gene Ontology annotation, molecular function: sphingosine-1-phosphate phosphatase activity. The transcript is spliced from 3 exons. Gene Ontology annotation, cellular component: endoplasmic reticulum membrane. Gene Ontology annotation, biological process: sphingosine metabolic process; phospholipid dephosphorylation. The coding region runs from base 347 to 1777 and encodes 476 amino acids. The record is from RefSeq and is a predicted model, not a curated record. Lineage: Eukaryota; Metazoa; Chordata; Actinopteri; Characiformes; Serrasalmidae.
CCCGCGCGCAAGCAGCCCAAAAGGCUUCGUUGAGUCCGGGCGGGCUAGUCGCUGUGACGGUAUCUCAGUUGAAAUGAGAUUACCUGCCUUUACCGUCGAUAUUUUUGUCUAGCUAAGCCUUUUUGAACGCGGGAAGGUGGUGGCUACGUUCGAGCCGUGGACCCAUGAAGCGAAGAGUAUAAUUUUGGCUGAAAUUACUUCAGCAAAUUUCCGGAGUUGGCUAGCCUAUCACGCUAACAGAGCUGUAUAUGUUCCUGUCCGGCGUAUUGCUAAGGAAGCACCACCCUCGCUUUGCUCAGCGUGAGGGGCUCACACUCUGCUCAUCGGAGACCAUUUCGCAUUUAGAAUGGCGAGCGCUGUGAUCCAGCGAGUUAUCUGCCUUUGCAAUUACUUACAAGAUCCUUACCAUGUCGCCAGAUUUCAGCAGCGUUGUGGCGUUAAAGGGACAUUUCCUCGCAAAUCACCCGAGACCGAGAAGGAGGCGGGCGAGCUGGAGCUGUCGCCUAACGGUGCGUGCAUGAGACGGGGUCAGGAGGAGGGAGAGCAGGGAGUUAAAGGCCCUCAGCUUAGAAAGAGUGCAAAUACAAGUGUAAGAAAGAGCGAAAACAUACACGGCUCUCCCAAUGGAGCAGCUGCGGUGUCUAGCACAGACACACCGGACGGAGAAAAUGCAGGGCCAACCAAAAGCAGCUCUGGACUGUCUGAUGCCCCCAGGCAGAUCAGCAGCAGCACCGGUGGCAAAAAAGGAGACUCGAGGGGCAGGGUGAAGCCCCUCCGCAAGAACUCAUUGACUGGUGAUAUUGGACAAGAGUUUAUCAUCGAGAAUAAGUUCCUGUUCUAUCUUUUCACCGUUGGGACUGAACUGGGCAAUGAGAUGUUCUUUAUUGUUUUCUUCCCCUUCCUCAUGUGGAAUGUCGAUGCCUAUGUCACCCGGCAGGUCAUCGUGGUGUGGGUCUGGGUUCUGUUUUUCGGACAGUCCACCAAAGAUCUCGUUGGAUGGACACGUCCAGCCUCCCCGCCCGUGGUUAAAGUGGAGGUCUUCUACAACUUUGAGUACAGCAUGCCGUCUGUGCACGCCAUGACCGGAACCUCUGUCCCUUUCUGCCUCUUUCUGCUCACUUACAACCGGUGGGAGUACCCUUUCCUCUUUGGACUAAGUGUGGCCAUAGGCUGGAGCUUCCUGGUAUGCAUAAGCAGAAUCUACAUGGGCAUGCAUUCUGUAUUGGAGGUGAUCGUGGGCUUCCUCUACAGCUUGUUGAUCCUGGCUGCCUUUCAUCCUGUGCUGGACGUCAUCGACACAUUCUAUCUGUCCAGCAGCUCUGCUCCUCUGGUCAUCCUGCUGCUGCAUGUUGGCCUGGCCCUCGUGGCUUUCUCCCUGGACUCCUGGAGCACAUCACGGGGGGACACAGCUCAGGCUCUGGCCACUGGAGCAGGAGGUGCUUUAGCUUGCCACCUGAACCACCAGCUAGGCCUGCAGCCAGACCCUCCACUAUCUUCCCUGCCCCUGAAACUGCCCGUUAUUGACAGAGCUCUGCUGGGACGCUCGCUUCUGCGGCUUCUGGUGGGCGUGACCGUGCUGCUAGCCGUGCGAGCGGUCAUGAAGGCCGUGGCUAUCCCGCUAGCUUGCCGGCUUUUUGGUGUGCCCUCUGACGACGUGCGUAAGGCCCGGCAGAACGCUAAUGUGGAACUGACCUAUCGCUUCCUGGUGUACGGCACGGUGGCUUUCUGCUGUGUCUUCCUGGUGCCACUCUUCUUUGACUACCUGAACCUUUCCUGAAGAAGCGGUUCAGCUUCUGUGUUAGCCAGUAAUACAUCAUCAGUUCCUCUCUGCCAAUGCUCCAUACUUAAUUAAGGCUUGGAUUUGGUCCAUUUUAAUCAGAAUGUUUUCUUUGGGAUGAGCUAAUUUCCAAGCUUCUAGUGCAAGGCAAAGAAACCACUAAAGCAAAUGAAUUUUGUUUUGAAAGUAUUAAAAGUAUGUUAAUUCAUAAUAAUUUAAUUUAAUUUUUUAUUUUGUUAUUUUUUUUGCUUAACAUUGUUAUUUUGCUUUAAUUUUUAAACUACUAAAUUUUUAUUGGUGUCAAUGUGUUUGCUAGAUCCAUGACAUUAGUAUUAGAUCAGGUUUCUGAUUUGCACCUCUCUAAAAUAAGAAUGAUGGACUGGUCAUCAGCAGAAGAUUUAUCUCCUACCUCUGAGGCCUAUAAAGUAGUCCUGACCUUCAGAUUGAGGUGUGCAGAAAUCCAUAAGAUCAACUACAAUAUAACGCAGCCCGUGUCUUUGACGUGUGGCUGUAAAAGACCCAGGCGACAGAACGGAACUCGGCAAUGUUUCUGACAGGCGAAAUCUACUCUGUUCACAACAUUCAGCUUUGUGAUGUGUGGAUCCUGUUUGUUUGAUCUCCACCCAUCUCCUCAACGGCCAUACUACCUACACCCAUCCUGCACCAUUGUGUUCUCCCUCUUUGUUAACAAUAUGUUGGCCUCUUUCCCACUAAAUUGAGCACAAGCACUUUUACUUCUGCCUGUCUAUGUUGAACUUGUAUAUACAAACAUAUACAGGGCUGAUGGCUUGCCCCUCAAGGCCUUGCUUAUAUUAUCUCCUGGUCCUAGCUCUUUCGUGCAGCUUGUUUAAUCCUCUAAGCAGCCAAGCACAGAGAUGGGAAUUGAGUGUUUUGAUGAACAGAGUUUGUUACAAGCUGGCCUGGGUGGUCAUUCAGAAAAAGUGUGUGUAGUGCUUCUUAAACUCCAGUUUUAUUGCCAUUGUUUAGUUUACUUUGCAUCUCACAAUAAGCGGUAAAGUGUUGAGGGAACUAUGGGAGGAGGUCUUCCUGUUGGAAUGAAUGCUGCAUGCAUGACCUCAUAUAGAUGGCCGUUCAUUUAGUGUGGACAGAUAUGGAUUCUGAAAGCCAACCAAGAAAUGUGUUGCUCCAAAGAUAUGGUUGUAGUUUACAGUAGUUAAACAUACUUCAUACACUGUUUUUACAUAGGUUAAAGCAGACCCAUUAUCUAAAGGGGUUGCGUUUUCUUCACAGUUUUAUAAAGUUGUUUAAAUUACCUGUAAGUACAGGGCAAAAGGGUCUGGAUUAUGUGGCAGUUUAUGGCUUUGUGUGGCUAUUAUGAUGCUUAGCAGCUGGACAAAUAGUGAUUGAAUACUCCAUACUGCAGUGCAGUGUAUUCCACAUAUUCCCUCAGCCAUGUAGAAGGUGCAGUCAUGAGCAGAAAAGCACAGGCAGUUUAACUUAUAUCUGGACUUGCCAGUGUUUGAUCAGAAGUAUUAACAUGUCAGAGUAAAACCGUAGGUUAGGGAAGAGUCUUCAUUGUCUCAGUCCAUGUAAGUGUUUUGAAAUUUCCAUAAAUUAUAAAAAGUGUGUUGUUUGUUUUUCCAGGUUAUUAUUAAGCCAAUGUCUCUUUGCUGAAUCUGUAGCAUGUAGUUACUUCAUGCUAUCAUUUAAACUGAGUUUCCCUGUACUUAGAAUUCCCAAACCACAAACAUCUGGCACACACCUUUUGACUUCUAUUUAGAAAUGCACAAUGUAUCAAAGGCAAAUAUAUUAUUUGCAAAAAAAUUAAAAAUGCAGUUAUUUUUAAAGGAAAGAAAUAAUGGACAAGAAUUGAAACCAGCAACUUGGUGUCUCAUUUCUAGAUUGUGCAUGCACUGAAACAUGUCAUUGCUGUUGGAUCAAAACGUCUUAACUCUGUUUUUUAAAUAUCAUUCGAAGUCUGCUACCAUUUACACUUCAUGAUGAAUGAAUUAAAAGAAAUUGUCAAUUUGUCAAAUCAAAGUUUAUUUAUAAAGCGCUUUAUAUGACAGGUGUCCUCACAAAGCAACUUUACAGAUAAAAAAAAUCAUUAAAAUUUACGACAUUUUGGAGAUUCAAGGGUUUUCUGACCGAGUUGAUAUGCAGAAGCAUGUAUAUUUAUCAGUGAAGGGAAUUUCACUUCUUCUAGACCCCAAAGCUGUGUCUGUAGCACCCUUUCCUGUAACCCCUGCUGACCACCAAUCAUGUAACUUGAUGAAUAAUGACAUAAAACCAGCUUUCAUCCCAAAAUGGAUUUUAGUUUGUUCGAUAAUGGAUAAAAAAACGAACACAUUUCAUUUUUAUGAUAGUGUUAUAUAUUUAUACACCUUUUUAAAUUAAUUCUCCAAUUUUAUUUUAGCUGUUUUACUAAAGACAAGUUCAUGUUGUGUUGCGAGUGAAAUAUUCUCUAUAGGCUAAUAUUGUUCAGGACUGAUGGCUCAGCGGGGCAUUUUAACGUUCGAUUAUGAAGUUAAAUAGUAUAUAUUUAAAGCGGUGACAGUUCAUAGGCUAUAUGAAGCAGAUAAACCUAGUAGCCUGCUAUCUGUGUGUUCAGGUCUCAGUGUGUGCCACUAUGCUGUGGCAAAAAGUGAAGACGUGCUCCACUUCACUUUGAAUGUCAAGGAAAGGAACUUAUAGGUAACACUUUACUUUUGUGUGAAUGUUUUUUACCGUGUUUUUUUGUGAUGACUCAUCUAAAGUCUUUUACAGUAGAGUAUGUCAUGAUGAA